Molecule: messenger RNA, 192 nt
Organism: Suillus bovinus
Lineage: Eukaryota; Fungi; Basidiomycota; Agaricomycetes; Boletales; Suillaceae
Product: cytochrome P450
Exons: 1
Molecular function (GO): iron ion binding; heme binding; monooxygenase activity
Source: RefSeq, a predicted model, not a curated record
ACUGCAACCGUGUUGCAAAUAUUCUUGCUGGCUAUGGUGUUCUAUCCUGACGUCCAAACCUGGGCUCGUGCUGAAAUUGAUCAAGUUGUGAGGCAUGAUAAAAUGCCGUGCCUUGAUGACAGGGCAUUGCUGCCCUACCUUGAUGCCAUCCUACGUGAGGUCUUGAGAUGGUAUCCUAUCUUACCCCUAGGU